Messenger RNA from Scophthalmus maximus (turbot), 859 nucleotides. It is a transcript of the gene gh1, whose product is annotated as growth hormone 1. Gene Ontology annotation, cellular component: extracellular region. Gene Ontology annotation, molecular function: growth hormone receptor binding; growth hormone activity. Lineage: Eukaryota; Metazoa; Chordata; Actinopteri; Pleuronectiformes; Scophthalmidae. The coding region runs from base 124 to 717 and encodes 197 amino acids. The transcript has 6 exons. Gene Ontology annotation, biological process: positive regulation of growth; positive regulation of receptor signaling pathway via JAK-STAT; growth hormone receptor signaling pathway. The record is from RefSeq and is a predicted model, not a curated record.
CUGAGCUGAAAAGAUCACGACAAACUGAACAACUAAACUGAGACCAGAACCAGCAGAACCAGAUCCAGAUCCAGAUCCAGAUCCAGAUCCAGAUCCAGACCCAGAACUGAACCUCGACCAGCCAUGGACACAGUUGUUCUCCUGCUGUCCGUCCUGUCUGUGGGCGUGUCCUCUCAGCCAAUCACAGAUGGGAGUCAGCGACUGUUCUCCAUCGCUGUGAGCAAAGUUCAGAACCUUCACCUGAUCGCUCAGAAACUCUUGUCUGAGUUCGAGUCUCCUCUUCAGACUGAGGAUCAGCGUCAAGUCAACAAAAUCGUCUUGCAGGUUUAUUGUAACUCUGAUUACAUCAUCAGCCCCAUCAAUAACCACGAGACACAACGCAGUUCUGUUCUGAAGCUGUUAUAUAUCUCUUAUCGAUUGGUUGAGUCUUGGGAGUUCUCCAGUCGUUCUCUGAUCGGAGGUUCUGCUCCGAGGUUCCAGAUUCCAUCCAAACUGUCUGAGCUGAAAACAGGAAUCUUGCUGUUGAUCGAGGCCAAUCAGGACGGAGCAGAGGGCUUCCCCGACAGCUCCGCCCUUCAGCUCGCUCCUUAUGGAACCUACCACCAGAGUUUCGGAGCCGAGCUGCUGGCCUGCUUCAAGAAGGACAUGCACAAGAUGGAGACGUACCUGACAGUGGCUAAAUGUCGACUCUCUCCAGAAGCUAACUGCACCCUGUAGCUCCGCCCUCCAUUGGUGACGUUAUGUUAGCCCACUCUGCUAACUAGCAUUACUGUUAGCCUCUGUUGCUACUGCAUUCCAAACUGAUGAUGUCAUUGUGAUGUCAUACUGUCAGCAUGUGAAAUAAAGGGUCUUGACUCUG